This is a messenger RNA of Silurus meridionalis, 3881 nucleotides long. RefSeq names its product MAGUK p55 scaffold protein 2a (gene mpp2a). Gene Ontology annotation, cellular component: cell-cell junction; plasma membrane. The record is from RefSeq and is a predicted model, not a curated record. The coding region runs from base 138 to 1772 and encodes 544 amino acids. The transcript has 13 exons. Gene Ontology annotation, molecular function: protein binding. Lineage: Eukaryota; Metazoa; Chordata; Actinopteri; Siluriformes; Siluridae.
UGCCGCUUUAAGAUUCCCCACGCUGAUCAGAACAGUGCGAGAUCUUCGCAUCCAGCCAGACGAGGCGCGCACACACGCACACACGUGCACGCGCAUCCAGGACAGACGCCGGAAACUGAAAGAGAGAUCGAUUCAUCAUGCCUGUGGCCGACACUCGUACCGAGCCUGCUCUAUCGCAGAUAGAUGCUCUGAGUGACAGCACCAGCUCCGCCACUGCCAACGACCUCGACCUCAUCUUCCUCAAAGGCAUAAUGGAAAGUCCAGUGAACGCAGAGAGUCCGGAGGAACCUCGACUGGAGGCAGUGGGGGACAAAAACAUGGAGCUGCUGCAGGACAUCCUGAGGGACCUGAGUCCGAUCACUCAUCGCAGUAACACGGCUGCGGAGCUCUCCAACAUCCUGAACCAACCCCAUUUCCAGUCUCUCCUGGAGACUCAUGAUUCGGUGGCCUCUAAGACAUGUGAAACUCCCCCGCCAAGCCCACAGGCCUCUGUGGAACCGAACUUGCCCCCAGUCCCAGCUGACGCCGUGCGCAUGGUGGGCAUCCGCAAAGUGGCUGGAGAACAUCUGGGCGUGACAUUUCGGAUUGAGAACGGCGAGCUGGUGAUCGCUCGGAUCCUGCACGGCAGCAUGAUCGAUCAGCAGGGUCUCCUCCACGUAGGGGACAUCAUAAAGGAAGUGAACGGGAGGGAUGUCGGGGACGACCCACGCGUCCUCCAGGAGAUGCUGCAGGAGGCCAGUGGCAGCAUCGUGCUCAAAGUUCUCCCCAGCUACCAGGAACCACAGCCUCCCAGACAGGUCUUUGUGAAGUGCCAUUUUGAUUACGACCCGGCUGACGACAACCUGAUUCCCUGUAAGGAAGCCGGCCUGAAGUUCAGCAGCGGAGACGUCCUGCAGAUCGUCAAUCAGGAGGAUGUAAACUGGUGGCAGGCUCGAAGGGUUCAGGGAGGAAGCGCCGGACUCAUCCCGAGCCAGCUGCUAGAGGAGAAGAGGAAAGCUUUUGUAAAGCGAGAUGUGGAGCUCCCACCAGCAGGAACGCUGUGUAGCGGGAUUGGAGGCAAGAAGAAGAAGAAAAUGAUGUAUCUGACCACCAAAAAUGCAGAUUUCGACAUGCACGAGCUUAUGAUCUAUGAGGAAGUUGCCCGGGUUCCUCCGUUCAAAAGGAAAACUUUGGUUCUGAUCGGAGCUCAGGGAGUCGGACGGCGCAGUCUGAAGAAUAAGCUUCUGGUUUCUGAUCCCCAGCUGUUUGGAACUACAAUUCCAUACACUUCCAGGAAGCCUAAAGCAGGCGAACGAGAGAGCAGGAUGUACGCUUUUACGAGCCGAAGCAAAAUGGAUGCGGACAUUAAAGCAGGCCGUUACCUGGAGCAGGGCGAAUACGAUGGAAACUUGUACGGCACCAAGAUCGAUUCCAUCCACGAGGUAGCCGAGGCAGGACGCCUCUGUAUCCUGGACGUCCACCCACAGGCUCUGAAGAUCCUGAGGACAUCAGAGUUCCUGCCUUAUGUCGUUUUCAUCGAUGCUCCGGAAUUUGAAGUGCUCAGAUCCAUGAACAGAGCGGGAAUCGAGUUAGGAGUGGUCAGCAAAGAGCUAACGGAUGGUGAGCUGAACAGGAUACUGGACGAGAGCUGGAGGCUUAAGAGGGCAUAUGGACACUACUUUGACCUGACCAUUGUGAACGACAGCCUGGACGAGGCCUGCAGCACUCUUAAGGAUGCUUUAAAGAAGCUGAGUGGAGUUCCCCAGUGGGUUCCGGUUAGCUGGGUGUUUUAGGGGGAAAAAAACCCUCAUUCAUGAACCCUCAUUUUAUUUAGUGACUUACAUCAAACUUAUUUAUUUUUUAUUUAUUUUAAUGAUGGUAUACCUAAGUGAUAGCUUGUUUUGUAGUUUUUAGCUGCCCUUCUCGUACAUAUGUGGCUUUCCGAGCAUAAGGCUGUGUCUCAAAUCGCGUGUUUAAUAACAAACACAUGAGCCUGACGAACACGUACAAUAAUAUAACUGGGGUUAACAGCAGAUAUACUGUCGGUUUAACCAGUAGAACCAGUCAGUAUUCUAGUUUACUAUAGAGUCAGAAAGGGUGUGUGAUUUGAGACACGGCUCAUUACUGACUGAUAAAAGACACACGGACGAGAACAGUGUCUGAAAUUCUUGCACUAAUACAUCAGGGAAAAAGAAAUAACACAAAAACAAGAACAUGGUCCACUACCAAGUACCGCUUUAUUGUUUUUACUCCUUUCUAAUUUCUAAUAAAGGCGACACAAACUCCCUGUGGGGUGGAAGUGGAAAUGAAAGGCGAUGUGGAUAAAUGUUCAUAAAACAAUUUUAAAGCCAAAAACAUUUAAAACCCACGAUAUACAGAACAAUCAUACAAAGAUAUAGAUGAAAAUGUAUACAAACAUUUUGGAUUAAUAAACCUUAAAAAUAACUGAUAAAUUAGAGCAGAAAGGCCACAAUGCGGACAGGAUUUGCCUUUCAAGUGUCAGCAAAUCAGAUUAAAUGCAAAUUGGUGCAAAGCCAAUCAUAUUACUCUCUAAAUUGCAUUUUGUUUAAAAUACUACCUCUCAGGAGCUUAUAAAGAGCAUAAACCAUUUGUAUGACACCUCCUCAGGCUACGUCUAGACUAAUCCAGAUAAAUUUGAAAACGGCGUUUUCAUCAAAAAACGGUCCGCGUCCACAAUGUCAUUCUCAAAAGUUGCUCAUCUGCACUAAACGUCUGAAAAUGCUCAAGUCCCCAUACUGCGCAUGAGAAAAUAUACUACGCUUCAAACUGCCCGACGUUUAUUUACUUUCCGGCUCUCUGAAAUGUUGUGACAAAGUCUAAAAAUGCAUCAUCGUUUUCCAAAGCCUUAAAUUUCCCACUGCAACGGAAAACACCGUUUUCCAAUUUAUCCACGUUUUCAAAAAGCUACUUUUUCGUGGACUGAAAAUGGCGUCACAGAAGGGCAAAAUGGAGAAAAAACAAAAAAGCUUGAGACCUCCAGCUCCUCAGAUUUGCCCGGGAAAUCAUGAAAAGCAGAACGAUGUAGUUAAAGGCACCAUAAGCGACUUCUGGAUCAUGUGAUCGAAUCUGGCGCUUCUUAUUGGACGUCUGCUAAAUCAGAACUCGUGCACACGAGCAAUUAGCCUACACUUUUUUUGCGUGUGAAAAUGAAGUAAAAUAUCAAAGGGAAUAUAAAUUAUAUUUUACACAUAACGUAGACUUCCAAAAGCCAAGUAAUCAACUAGUCGGGCAGUGAUGUCACCACCGGCCACGCUGCUUCCGCCUGUAUUUUUUAUUUAUUUUUAUAUAUGUAUAAAAAAAAUAUUUGCAUAAUAUCCAGGACCAAAUAUAAUUUUUUUUUUUUACAAUUAAACCAGUUCUUGAUAGUGGACUUACACUCGUUUAUAGACACUACUGUAGUUUCCCCUACAGAAAAAUCGCACUGUUUAUCAGCAAAAUGUAUCUCUCCAAACGUGACCACAAGUGAACACGUGAACAAGUGGGUGUUUUGCAUCAUUCACAUUAUUCAUAUGCAAAAUAAAUAAUCAUGGGGAAAAACACAUUGUAUAAAAAUAUUAUAGAAACACACUCUCUCUCUCUCUCUCACACACACACAUGCGAUAAUCCUGAUACAGUAAUGUGUUGUGAUUUUUCUGUAAGGGUCCGUAUUUAGAUGAAACCACAUCAGAUCCUCACAUCACAGCUUUUAAAAUAAAAUGAAAAUAUAAUAUAAGUGUGUAAUAUUGAUUUAGGCAAUGGUUCAAAGUCUCGUGUUUUUUUACCGAAUUCUAUUUUAUUACAUUCCGUGCGCGCUCUUGUAAAUCUUUUCUCGUCAUACACGUUGUGGUAGUGCAGGAUUUAUUAUUUUUACCCACACCAUUAAAGCUUGUAUUGAAAUCCUA